GUUAACGUGGGUUGGUUGGCUCCUGUGCCCCGUCCUGUUAUCCCGAAGGCAUUGCCAGCGUGUGGAGCCUGCGCCACACCCACAUCCUGCCAAAUCACGGCCUUUACCUGCGUGUUCCAGUGUUUCCCCUGCGACCCGUCGUGUAGGAGGACCUCCUGGGCCACCUCCGAGUUCACGCAACAUUCGGUGGCCCCAAUGGUGAAGAUGACCCGGUCGAAGACAUUCCAAGCGUACCUGCCUUCGUGCCAUCGCACGUACAGCUGCAUCCACUGCAGGGCUCACCUGGCCAAUCACGACGAACUAAUUUCAAAGUCUUUCCAGGGAAGUCAAGGGCGAGCCUAUCUCUUCAAUUCAGUAGUCAACGUGGGCUGCGGUCCGGCGGAGGAGCGAAUUCUGCUAACGGGACUCCAUGCGGUGGCUGAUAUUUACUGUGAAAAUUGCAAAACCACACUGGGUUGGAAAUAUGAACACGCCUUUGAGAGCAGUCAGAAAUAUAAAGAAGGCAAAUACAUCAUCGAAUUAGCUCACAUGAUCAAAGAUAACGGCUGGGAUUGA
Protobothrops mucrosquamatus (brown spotted pit viper) is the source of this 555-nucleotide messenger RNA. RefSeq names its product protein yippee-like 2. The transcript is spliced from 4 exons. The record is from RefSeq and is a predicted model, not a curated record. The annotation marks the transcript as partial. Lineage: Eukaryota; Metazoa; Chordata; Lepidosauria; Squamata; Viperidae.